AGAGAGAGAGAGAGAGAGAGAGGGAGAGAGAGAGAGAGAGUGAGAGAGAGGGGCUGUGGACGAGCGUGAACCGGUCAGCACAAGCUGGGGGAUAAAAGCAGGAGGAAGAGAGAACCUGGCAGCACACACGAAAAGGGGAAACGUAAAUGAGAUAUCUCAAGAAGAAGUCUCUGGAACAGGGACUUUGGGUGGUCUAUGACAGUAACGUGCAAAAAAUAAAGAGUAAUAAAAAAGGAACACUGGGUGCCCCACAAAGAGAAAGGUUGAACUAUCACACGUUUGUACGCGCAGUGAUUACAGUAGUGUCUUACGUUUGUGUGAGAUAAAAGAUAAGAAUUUCUGCUUACAAGAGAAAUAUUUGUCAAACGAGAAGACGAGAAAGUCAUUUAAAAAAGCAAAUGAACUUAUAAAAUUUCCGGGAUCUACAAACUUCUGAAAUAAACAAGUCCUGGUAGUGAUUUCUAACGCCAGUGUUUUCAUCAUCAACCGUGGUCUUGCCGUGUGAUUCUUUAUUUUUAUCACUGAGAGUGGGCGUAUUCUAGUCAUCGCCGUCAUUAUCAUUUUUUUCUUCGAAAAUGGACCUGAAAACUUACUGAAGUAGAAUAAGUCCCGCAAAGAGCUCCAGUUGAUUUGUACUCGUGUUUGACAGGAUUCUUUGAAGAAAUAAUUACUGUGGUGGUGUUGCUAGUUCAUGUUGCUCUAUGAUUAUCAACAACCAGGUACGUACUUUCAAACGACUGUCCUAACGCUGAAUUAAUUCAUUCAAACUAUGAGACAGUUGUUACUUUGAAAGACAAUAUACACUAUUCUAGACAAUUGCAAAUGUGGUAAGGCCACCAGACCUUUUAUUUGUAUUUACAUUCGUAAUAGCCAGUUUCAAGUAUUGUUUGCACUUGUCAAUAAACGGUUAGUAAGUUUGCAACAUAUUCACGGAAAUUAUUUCGGAUUCACUAACGUACUUUGCUCUAAUUUUUUUCAAGUUCCUAUGCAAGACGCUUGUGCCAGACAUCUUAGUUUACGACAGCGUGUUAUGGAAGUGAUAAAAAUGCUUUUAUGUUGGGAAAAUUUCAUUUCAAAGCAAACUUCGUAGCUGUCUUUUCGGCUGUGCUGGCAAUAUCUGCUGCGAUUAAUUCGAAUGGAUAUUCAAACUUAUGCAAACAGGACAUUGGAAGUGAUUAUGUCCCAGUCCGACCCACUGACACACACCCAGACGCUGCUCACCCUCAACAUCUCAGCACAUUCUCCCAGCAUGCCGUGGGCCAACGUGACCCAAACAAUUCCUUCUAACAACAGCGAGAUGGCCGAAAUCCUCAAGUCGGCCGUUAAAGGCCUCACGACGUACGCCGUCCCCAUCAUAUGCGGACUGGGAAUCGUAGGUGACGUCACGUCCUUUCUCGUAUUCGUCUUUACUUCCUUCCGGUAUCAGCCGUGCAGUCAGUACCUCGCGGCCUUGACCUUUGUUGACACAAUGUUUCUACUCUCGCAGCUCAUCAACUCGUUCAUGACCUUCUUCCCUACCUUGGCCUUGGCUCCUGGCUAUUGCAGCGUCAUGGUCUACCUCUCGUAUGUCUGUAGCUUCCUCUCCGCGUGGUUUGUGGUCCUCAUGAUGGUGGAAAGAUAUAUCGUCGUCUGCCAUCCGUUCAGGGCGUCGACCAUCUGCAGCAGACGCAAAUCUGUGACGCUCAUAUCAGCACUAACAACUGUAUCCCUUCUCCUCUAUUCACACAGUUUCUUUACCACUGCAGAGUCACACAACGGGCAGCCGUGUAAGGUCGACCACGACUUCUACAACUUUGUCAUGGUAUUCACGUACAUCGAUUCCGUCCUCACAUUCGUCAUUCCUUUUCUGGCGAUCCUUCUCCUCAACCUCCGCAUCAUAUUCACCGUUCGGAAGUUUCGGUUACGUCACAACCUGAUGAACCGAAGCUUAUACGGGAGUCAGCGCUACUACAACGCCGAUAAAACACUCUCCCUGGCUCAGGUGCGCUCUACGAAGAUGCUGGUGCGUGUCUCCACCGUGUACGUCGUACUCUAUCUCCCGAGUUACGCGGCGCGGCUGUACGGUCUCAUCUUGCAGCAGGUUACGGGAGGCGACACCUCAGCAGACAGCAGUUUUCGGUUUCAGAUCGCCCAGCAGAUCUGUCAGUUCCUAUAUUUCCUCAACUUUGCCGUGGAUUUCAUAGUGUAUGUCGUGACGAGCAAUAACUUCAGAAGAAAUGUGUACCGCUGUCUGAGGAAAGUACAUGUGUGCAAGUACCGCUGUAGCUAUCGGUACGGCUAUUGAAGGUGGACAUGCUAUUCCUUGAGGACAGUAAAAGAAAGUUUACCCACCAGAAACAAUCUACAGAGCGUGUGUAAAUAUUUUACAUUUUAAAAAACCGCAAUUAAUUUUCUAUGGAAUGCCGCUAUGCAGACGUGCAACUUAUUCCAUAUUGCGGAAGUACAACUGUUGCUGUACAAUAUUAAAAUUUUGUGACAUAAUUAUUACAUGUAUUGCUCUUUGAAGAUUGUGUUAUCUAUGUGAAACAAGUGAAUAUUCCAUGGUAGCAUGAAAAUCGAGUUAGUUUGUAGCAAAACUAACAAAUGGUAUGUUGUAUAUUUGCCAAAGUACUUUCAGAUUUUAAGAGGACAUUUCUUCUCUUCGUGAUUUCAUCUAUUUAAGAUUUUAGCAUUCCAGAGCACAGCAUUUAUUUUACUUACUGAUUUUGAUAUUGUCAUGUCUUUCGUGCAUAUUACAUUGUACUCCUGAAAAAAU
Molecule: messenger RNA, 2755 nt
Organism: Aplysia californica (California sea hare)
Lineage: Eukaryota; Metazoa; Mollusca; Gastropoda; Aplysiida; Aplysiidae
Product: thyrotropin-releasing hormone receptor-like
Exons: 1
Coding region: 1136-2284 (382 amino acids)
Biological process (GO): G protein-coupled receptor signaling pathway
Cellular component (GO): plasma membrane
Molecular function (GO): G protein-coupled receptor activity
Source: RefSeq, a predicted model, not a curated record